AGGGCCGGGGGGCGCCCGGCGGCGCGGAGCCGCUCCCCGGGAGCGGCGGGGAGCUGCGGCGCCUGCGUGGAGCAGACGGAGCAACAGCUUUCGGCGGCGGCGUGGAGGGGGAGCCCCGUCCCGUCGCGUCCCGUCGCGUCCCGUCCCGUCCCGCCGGUGCGAGCCGCCCGCCAUGGGCCGCCUCCCGCUGUACCUCUGCUGCUGCCUCGCGCUGUGCUCCGCGGCGGCGCAGGAACCCGAGUACAGCUACGGCUGCGCCGAGGGGAGCUGCUACCCCGCCACCGGCGACCUGCUCAUCGGCCGCGCCGCCCGCCUCUCCGCCUCCUCCACCUGCGGCCUCCGCCAGCCCGAGCCCUACUGCAUCGUCAGCCACCUCCAGGAGGACAAAAAAUGUUUCAUAUGUGACUCCGAGGAUCCCUUCCACGAUACUCUCAAUCCUGACAGUCAUCGCAUUGAAAAUGUCGUCACCACAUUCGCUCCAAAUCGCCUGAAGCUCUGGUGGCAGUCGGAAAAUGGUUUGGAAAAUGUGACUAUCCAGCUGAACCUGGAGGCCGAGUUUCAUUUCACUCAUCUCAUUAUGACCUUCAAGACAUUCCGCCCUGCUGCAAUGUUGAUAGAAAGAUCAUCUGAUUUUGGAAAAACAUGGCAAGUAUAUAGGUACUUUGCAUAUGACUGUGAGAGCUCAUUUCCUGGGAUUUCAACUGGACCCAUGAAGAAAGUUGAUGACAUCAUUUGUGAUUCCCGAUACUCUGACAUUGAACCUUCAACGGAAGGAGAGGUAAUAUAUCGUGUUUUAGAUCCUGCUUUUCGAAUUGAAGAUCCAUACAGUCCAAGGAUUCAAAACCUAUUAAAGAUCACAAAUCUGCGAGUCAAAUUCAUUAAGCUGCACACACUGGGAGAUAAUCUCUUAGACUCUAGGAUGGAGAUCAGAGAGAAGUACUACUAUGCCAUCUAUGACAUGGUGGUUCGUGGGAACUGUUUCUGCUACGGACACGCCAGCGAGUGUGCGCCAGUGGAUGGCUUUAACGAAGAAGUGGAAGGAAUGGUCCAUGGGCACUGCAUGUGCAGACAUAAUACCAAAGGGUUAAACUGUGAACAGUGUUUGGAUUUCUACCACGACUUACCCUGGCGACCCGCUGAAGGCCGCAAUAGUAACGCAUGCAAAAAGUGCAACUGCAAUGGCCACUCCAGCCAGUGCCACUUUGACAUGGCUGUGUACAUGACGACGGGGAAUACCAGCGGGGGAGUGUGUGACGACUGCCAGCACAACACGGUAGGACGCAACUGUGAGCAGUGCAAGCCCUUCUACUUCCAGCACCCAGAGAGAGAUCUACGGGACCCCGAUGUCUGUGAGCCUUGCAACUGUGACCCAGCUGGCUCCCAAAAUGGUGGCAUCUGCGAUCGCUACACUGAUUUCUCCACUGGCCUCAUUGCCGGACAAUGCCGUUGUAAAUUAUUUGUCGAAGGGGAGCGCUGUGACCUCUGCAAAGAAGGUUUCUAUGGCCUGAGUGCCGAUGACCCAGCAGGUUGUCAGUCUUGUGAGUGUAAUCCUCUGGGUACCCACCCUGGGGGGAAUCCUUGUGAUUCGGAGACAGGAAACUGCUAUUGUAAGCGCCUGGUGACAGGAAAGCAGUGCAAUCACUGCCUGCCUGAGCACUGGGGCCUGAGCAACGACAUGGAUGGAUGUCGGCCGUGUGACUGUGACCAGGGAGGAGCGCUGAACAACAACUGCUCGAGUCAAUCUGGCCAAUGCGAAUGCCGGCCCCACAUGUUUGGACGUCAGUGCAACCAGGUGGAGCCUGGCUAUUACUUCAUUUCACUCGAUCAUUACAUCUACGAGGCAGAGGAAGCCAGCCUGGGUCCCGGAGUAAACAUAAUAGAGCGCCAGUACACGCCAGACCGCACACCGUCAUGGACAGGCAUAGGAUUUGUAAGGGUCCCUGAGGGCGCAUACCUGGAAUUCUACAUUGACAACAUCCCCUACUCCAUGGAGUACGAUAUUCUGGUCCGCUACGAGCCACAGUUGCCAGAUCAGUGGGAAAAAGCUGUGAUCAGCGUCUCGCGCCCAGGCAAGAUUCCCACGGGUAGCCGGUGUGGCAAUACAGUUCCUGAUGAUGACAAUCAGGUCGUCUCACUGUCACCCGGCUCCAGAUACGUCGUUCUCCCACGGCCCGUCUGCUUCGAGAAGGGGCUGAAUUACACCAUCCGCCUUGAGCUGCCCCAGUACUCCUCAGUGGAUACGGAGACAGAGAGCCCAUACACGCUCAUUGACUCUCUUGUUCUCAUGCCAUACUGCAAAUCACUGGACAUAUUCACAGUGGGAGGCUCAGGCGAAGAUGUGGUCACGAACAGCGCUUGGGAAACUUUCCAAAGAUACCGGUGUCUGGAAAACAGCAGGAGCGUUGUGAAAACCCCCAUGACGGAUGUCUGCAAGAACAUCAUAUUCAGCAUUUCUGCGCUAUUACACGAGACCGCGUUAUCAUGCCAGUGUGACCCCCAGGGCUCCCUGAGUUCAGUGUGCGACCCCAGCGGAGGACAGUGCCAGUGUCGUCCCAACGUCGUUGGAAGACAGUGCGACAGAUGCGCCCCUGGCACCUUUGGGUUCGGGCCGAGCGGAUGCCGACCGUGCGAGUGCCAUGCCCGAGGCUCUUACAAUGCCUUCUGCGACGCGGAGACAGGCCAGUGCCACUGCUUCCCUGGGGUGUAUGGGCGGCAGUGCGACCGCUGCCUGCCCGGCUUCUGGGGCUUUCCCAGCUGCCAGCCCUGCCACUGCAACGGCCACGCUGACGACUGCAGCCCCUUCACUGGGGAGUGCCUGAGCUGCCGGGACCACACGGCGGGGCACAACUGUGAGAGGUGCCAGGCUGGCUACUAUGGAGACCCUGUCCUGGGAUCAGGCGACCACUGCCGCCCCUGCCCUUGCCCCGAUGGCCCUGAGAGCGGACGCCAGUUUGCCAGCGGCUGUUACCAGGAUCCGGUCACACUGCAAGUCGUGUGUGUCUGUAGUGCGGGAUACAUAGGCAGUCGAUGUGAUGAAUGUGCGUCUGGCUUCUUUGGGAGCCCCGACGAGGUUGGCGGCGCCUGCCAGCCGUGCCAGUGCAACAACAACAUCGACACCACUGACCCGGAGGCCUGUGACAAGAAGACUGGAACAUGCAUGAAGUGUCUGUAUCACACGGAGGGCGAAAACUGCCACCUCUGCAAACAGGGCUACUACGGGAGCGCCCUGCAGCAGGACUGCAGAAAGUGCGUCUGCAACUACCUGGGCACCAUCCGGGAGGACUGCGAGGGCUCGGAGAGCUGCCGGUGCGAGGCGGCCACGGGGCAGUGCCGGUGCCUGCCCAACGUGGUGGGGCAGACCUGCGACCGCUGUGCCCCCCACACGUGGAGGCUCGCCAGCGGCGCUGGCUGUGAGCAGUGCGGCUGCGACCCCACACGCUCCCUCGGGCCCGCCUGCAAUGAGUUCACGGGGCAGUGCCAGUGCAUGCCAGGCUUUGGAGGCCGAACCUGCCGGGAGUGCCAGGAGCUCUUCUGGGGUGACCCGGGCGUGGAGUGCCGAGCAUGUGAUUGCAACCCUCGUGGCAUCCAGACCCCGCAGUGUGACCGUGCCACCGGGCAGUGCAUCUGCAACGAAGGGGUGGAAGGGCCGCGCUGCGACAAGUGCUCCCGGGGCUACUCGGGCUUCUUCCCCAACUGCAUGCCAUGCCACCAGUGCUUUGUCUUCUGGGAUGUGAUCAUCAGUGAGCUGGCUAAUAGGACCCAGCAGUUCCUGGAUAGGGCUAAUGCCCUCAAAAUCACUGGAGUCACUGGCCCAUACCAGCAGACACUCAACACCCUGGAGGAGAAGCUCAGUGAAAUUAAAACUAUCAUCACUCAAAAUCCAGCUGCCGAGCCCCUGAAGAACAUUGGGAAUCUCUUCGAGGAAGCAGAAAAACUGACAGCAGAUGUUACAGUUAAGAUAGCUGACAUAGAAGAAAACCUGUCAGCCUUAGCAGUGAAGAGCAAUAGCACAGACACUGACCUGAGCAUGCUGGAGACAGAUGCCAAAAGCCUAGACCAUGUGGUGAAAGAACUUGCAGAACAGCUAGAGUUCAUCAAGAUCUCUGAUGUUCGGGGGGCCUUGGACAGUAUCACCAAGUAUUUCCAGAUGUCCCUGGAGGCAGAGGAGAGGGUCAAUGCCUCCACUGUUCACCCUGAUAGCCCCGUGGAGCUGUCAGCGCAAACGCGGCAGGAAGUGGAAGACUUAAUCAAUGAGAAGGAGGCGCAGUUCAAGGCUAAACAAGAGGAGCAGUCACGCCUUCUGGAUGAACUCGCAGGCAAGCUGCAGAGCCUGGAUCUCUCCGAAGUGGCUGAGAAGACGUGUGGCACUCCCAUGGGAGCCUCUUGUGCUGAGUCCGAGUGUGGCGGUUUAAACUGUCGGACAGAUGAUGGAAAGAAGAAGUGUGGAGGACCUGGCUGCAAUGGGCUGAUGUCCGUAGCUCACAACGCCUGGCAGAAAGCCAUGGAUUUUGACAGAGACAUCCUCAGUGCAUUAGCAGAAGUUGAGCAACUCUCCAGAAUGGUUUCUGAGGCGAAACAGAGAGCUGAUGAAGCAAAACAAAAUGCACAAGCAGUUUUGCUCAAAACCAAUGCUACAAAAGAACAAGUGGACAGAAGCAAUGAAGAUCUGAGGAAUCUUAUUAAACAAAUUAGAGACUUCCUAAUGCAAGACAGCGCUGACCUGGAUAGCAUCGAGGCAGUGGCUAAUGAAGUGCUGAACAUGGAGAUGCCAAGCACUCCCCAGCAGCUGCAAGCCCUGACAGAAGAUAUUCGUGAGCGUGUAGAAAGCCUUUCUGAUGUUGAGGUCAUUCUGCAGCAGAGUGCUGGAGACAUUGCCAGAGCAGAAAUGCUACUGGAGGAAGCUAAAAAAGCAAGCAAAGGUGCAACAGAUGUUAAAGUCACUGCGGACAUGGUGAAAGCAGCACUGGAAGAAGCUGAAAAAGCUCAAAAUGCAGCUGAAAAAGCCAUCAAACAAGCUGAUGAAGAUAUUAAAGGAACUCAAGACCUGCUGACCUCAAUUGAAUCUGAAAAUGCAGCAUCUGAAGAAACACUGAACAAUGCUACCUUACGUCUGUUUGAGCUAGAGAAAAGUGUUGAAGACCUUAAGCAAAAGGCUGCUACAAAUUCAGAGAAUGUGGACAAUAUAGAAGAAAAAAUUGUUACUGCAAAACAAAACGCUGAGGAAGUUAAAAAGGUCCUCAAUACCGAGCUGAACGACAAGUAUAAAACAGUGGAAGACCUCAUUGCCAAGAAGACAGAAGAGUCAGCUGAUGCUAGGAGGAAAGCCGGCAUGUUGCAAGAUGAAGCUAAAGCCUUGUUGGCUCAAGCAAACAGCAAACUCCAGCUGCUCAAAGACUUGGAAAAUACGUAUGAAAACAAUCAAAAAGUUCUGGAAGACAAAGCCAAGCAGUUGGUGGAGCUGGAAGAGACAGUUCGCUCCCUCUUACAGACAAUCAGCCAGAAGGUUGCUGUUUAUAGCACUUGCUUAUAAAUGGCAGCAGGAAAUGCUUGUGUUCAGGAUGGGUUUUACAAGUAUUACACUAGUUCUUUUUGACAUUACACUAAGACCUGAUAAAACGAACAGGUUUUAUAUUGACUUUCAAGUCAUAGAACCAAAGACAAGUAACUUUUUGAUGUUGAAAAUAAACAGUACUUUUGUAUCACUGUAUGUACCUAGUAUGACUCAUUAAGUUCCUUCCUAUUUUCAGUAGCUGAAAUGGUACAUCAAUUAAUCCUUUAGCAAGUCUUGUUUUUAAAAUGGUUAGAGAUCUAAUAAAAGCUUGGCUCCAACUAUGUAGCUCUAAAUAACGGCUCCAAUUACUAUGAAAUAUAGGGUGGUCACUCAGAACAAAAUUACAAGUGAAUGAAGAAAUACCAUCCUUGUGGGGUUAGCUAGCAUUUAUGCCGCAGUACUCAAAAAGGAUUAUUUACCCUCUACAUGAUAUCCAUUUAGGCUUAACACUGGUUUCAUGUCACUGAUUAGGAAAUACUUGAUACGUGAAGUGGAAACAGAGGUCAGCACUGAAGGGUUGAAUUUGGUUUACAUUUCAAGCACCAAAUAUAUGUGAUAAACCAAGCUUGGAGGAUCGAGCCUCUCUGCAAAAGGAACUACAAAAGUUCACAGGGCACUCAUGUGACUCAGUUAAGGAGCUGUACACAGCUCUCUAAGAACAGCUUGCACUUAACAAAACACAAAUAAGACUUUCAAGGUGCAAGAGUAACAUCCAGUUCACCAUACUUAAGCUCAAAGUUGGCUGUAGAACAGUGCACCUUCAGACAAUUGUACAGUACUGCACAAAUUGAUUUACAACAUUCAUCAGCUACACAAAUUAGCAUCCAAAACUGCAACAUGCAUCUACACAUCCUGACUGCUAACUCUGACCUGAGGAACACAACUACGUCUAUAACUUUCAUCAGCACCUACCUAACCUUGACUAACAUCAUGAGUCAGUCAGGACAACUAUGGCAGAAUAUAUCACCACCUAAGCAAUCUGAAGAACAGUAUGUUUAAAUAAAUACCCCUAAGCUCCAUAGGUUACAAAUGCUACAGCAAAAAAAAUCCAUCAUAGGAAUUGACAACCAUACCAGCAUCAUACACCAUUUCAAUGCCACUAUACUUAGCAGCUGUUAAAAACACAAUUUGCAAAUUUUGCAACAUUCAGACUUAACUGCCAUCAGAUCAUUGACAGGUGGCUCAGUAGCUCAUCUUACCUUUACAAACACUCUUUGUACGCUUAACUAGAACAGGAAUGACAGUGAGAGAAGUAAUAAUGCACUAACAAUUUUAAGGCCUUGAAUUUUAUUUUCAAACAUCUGGGAAACUAGUCUCCAGUGUAAUUUUAGUAGUAUUCUUGAUUAAAGUUUCCCUGACUUUCCAAACUUCAUUUAACAUGGACAAAAUGAGAUAGGAGAAUUUCUAACUCAUGAACCUCAAGGCUGAAUUGCAAUUAGACUGCCACAAGUAUUGAGGGAGGUGGAGGGAAUGGACACAAAGCUGCUUCUGAAAGAGCAGGGCUUCUAGGAAGAACUUGCAAAGGGCAAGAUUAACCCUUAAUAGCAUUUACCUGCAGCAGGUAGAAGUGAUUCUGAAAUACCAAGAUCUAUUGGAAGAAUCAAGCUUUUCUUCCCUCACUAUUGUCUCACCUUUGCAUUCCCUUCAGCAACUUCCUACUAGAGCCUGAAAGCAGAUUCACAUUAAUUCACUUUUAACCCAGCAUAUCCAUGAAUCAGACUAUCUCAUAUCCUGGUGAUAAGCUUAAUGAGCUGUCAUGGUUUAACCCCAUCUACAUUUAAAACAGGAGUUAAGCAAACCAAAAUGAAGAACAGUAUCACUGGUGUUUGUUGAUUAACUGAUAUCUUAAUAAAAUAGUAAUGUUGGCAUCUAUUUCCAUCACUCAGUACAGAUAAUGGAUCAAUACUUGAAUAAGAAGCUCUGAAGAAAGGUAGAAGGAUAUAACAAUCUUGUCUAUACACAAAACCAAGUAGCUUUUGCACCACUUUCUGAAUGUACAUUUCUCAUUCCAUUGGCAUAAUGAAAAAGGACUUGCACAAUACCAGCAGAUAGUAAGGUUUUCUUCAAGGCAGAAGAGCCUAACAAAAAAAAGAAAAAAAAAAAGAAA
Messenger RNA from Harpia harpyja (harpy eagle), 7658 nucleotides. RefSeq names its product laminin subunit beta 1 (gene LAMB1). The transcript has 33 exons. The record is from RefSeq and is a predicted model, not a curated record. Gene Ontology annotation, biological process: basement membrane assembly; cell migration; substrate adhesion-dependent cell spreading. NCBI's taxonomy places the organism in Eukaryota, Metazoa, Chordata, Aves, Accipitriformes, Accipitridae. Gene Ontology annotation, cellular component: laminin trimer. Gene Ontology annotation, molecular function: integrin binding; extracellular matrix structural constituent. The coding region runs from base 173 to 5530 and encodes 1785 amino acids.